CUGAUGGCCGCCACGCGUGAUGUCGGGCGCCGAGCUCUGCACCGAAUGACCGGCUCGGUCAGUGGCGUCAAUUGGCGCCCGACGCUUUUCAAGGACGAGGUGACGUUGAAUCGUUACGCCUGCUGUAUCUGUUACGUUCUUCCAAGCACGACGUUCGUGCUUCCCUGUUCGCACGGCUUGUGUGGAAAGUGCCAUGCUGGCUGUGUCGUCGAAGAUGGCGGAAGCGUCUGUCCCCUGGACGGAGAGUCGUUCUGCGAGGCCGAGUGCCAGGAGUUGCAGCUUCCAGCUAGGAAGAAGCGGGGCCUUAAGGCCUACUGCUGGAAUGAGCCCUACGGCUGCGAUUUCGUCGGCUCUCUGGCGGCGCUGCUGCACCACUACGAGGAAGACUGCACCUUUCACGCGUUCCCGUGUCAUCAGUGCGGCGAGAAUAUCAUGAUAGAUGUGUUGGCUGCCCACUACAUGGGUCGGUGCAGCAACAUAUCCUCAAGUGCGGCACUCGACGAAUCUCCGCUACGGGACGACGCCUCCGUCGCCAGCCCUGACGUCACUGUGGUUCGGCACGAAGCCGACGAGCAAUUGCUGUGUACGCAUGAAGAAGACAGGAUCACCGCGCUGCAGCGCGCGAUCGACACACUCACGUCAAUGACCGCAACCAUAGACGCAAGUCUCGACGAGACAGAGGAGAAGCUUGAGAAGCUGGAAAUGGAGGGUUAGCUGCCAGCCUUGUGACUGUAAACGACGUGGCGCCAGCCACCGAGAAAUUUUCUGUGACAACCGGCUAUACCUCGCAACUGCAGCAGCACGCGUUUAUUUCGUUAUUGUAAAAAGGUUUCCGGCCCCUAGAAGGCCACAGCCGGAGCAUGUCCUGGUUUUCUACGGUAGCAGUGGCGGGAGGUGAUGACGAGCAUCCUUCGUAAUUGGAAUUAUUUUACGCGAUUUGCUGCCGCCUCAAUGGAGCUCAUACUCUUCCACCAGGGGCGUAGCCAGGGGGAGG
Dermacentor andersoni is the source of this 994-nucleotide messenger RNA. RefSeq lists its product as uncharacterized. Lineage: Eukaryota; Metazoa; Arthropoda; Arachnida; Ixodida; Ixodidae. The record is from RefSeq and is a predicted model, not a curated record. Gene Ontology annotation, biological process: regulation of canonical NF-kappaB signal transduction. Gene Ontology annotation, cellular component: plasma membrane signaling receptor complex; cytoplasmic side of plasma membrane. Gene Ontology annotation, molecular function: tumor necrosis factor receptor binding.